UAAAAGGAGUGAUAUCGUGUCGAUCUCGGUAUUUGGCCGCGAUGAUGAGGAGCGUUUGCAUCUUGGUAUUGUGCGCUGCGGCCUCGGCUGUUGCCGAGCAGGUGAACAUCACGGGCUUGGGCGUUGUUGAGGGCAUCACAUCGCACACAGCGUGGAACCACAGGACCAUCUACGAGUACAAAGGCAUCCAGUAUGCCCAAUCACCUAGUGGCGAAAGGAGAUUUAAGCCUCCAGUCAAGACUGAAGCUUGGGAUGACGUUUACGACGCGACCCAGUUUGGACAGGUGUGCCCGCAGCCUCAGGAGAGCAAUUCAGUUUUCAACUAUGAGAGAGCCGAGGGUGAAGCGGCCUACCAACAGAGCAGGUCGAAAGCGCUGGCUGCUGAUCCUGAGGACUGUCUCACUUUAAAUGUUUACACGCCAACCACCGACAAGAAUGCCAUGUUGCCCGUGCUUGUCUAUAUCCACGGCGGAUUCUUCCUGAUGGGUUCGCCCGCCAAUUACAACCCAAGCUACCUGCUGGAGCACGACGUCAUCCUGGUGACCAUUCAGCACCGUCUUGGCCCCUUGGGUUUCCUGUACCUCGACGACGCCGAGGCUCCCGGAAACGUGGCGCUGAUGGACCAGAUCAUGGCUCUCGAAUGGGUGCGAGACCACAUCUCCGAAUUCGGUGGCAACCCAGCCAAAGUCACUCUCGGCGGCCUUAGCGCCGGAGCGGGAAGCGCCAGCUUGCUGAUGUUCAGCGAGAAAGCAAACGACCUUUUCAGCCAGUUGAUGCUUCAGAGUGGAUCCGCCCUUGGUUUGUGGGUCAUCGACGACAGGGUUGGCGUCCAGGAUAGCUUGACCGUAGCCAAAUUCGCCGGCUGCGAUGACUCAUUGCCUGUUGCCGAUGUUGCCCAGUGCUUGAGAGAAAAGACACCUGAAGUGAUCAUUAAUGCAUAUUUGCAACAUUCAGCUGAGCAGCGCAAGAGUGGACGCCUCGGAACUGGCGGUUCAAUGCCCGUGAUUCAGAGCGCGGACAAAGGGUAUGAAACGGUGAUCACGGAGAGUCCACGCAAAACUCUUGCAAGUGGCACUUACCAAUCGAGACCCAUGCUCAUUGGAGUCAACAAGCACGAAGGACUUUACGUUUUGGAUUAUGUCUAUCAGGCUUACUUGCUAGCGAAUGACUUGGUUGGAGACACAGAUUUCCUAAAGAACGAUUUUGUCACUGUUUUGCUGAACGCUAUUUAUGUUAGAGAAAAUUCGCAGACUUUUGUUGACGCUGUGACCAGGCGUUAUUUGUCUCCAGACUCCCUUGGAGAUUUCAGCAUGAUGACUGAAGGCCUUGUCGAUCUCGUUGGAACCGAAUUCAUUAAAGGCCCUUGUUACAAGCUAGCAGAUCUGCACUCGGUGAACGAGGAGCACAUCUACAUGUACGGAUGGCACUACUACGGCACUGAAACGCUCAGAGUUACCAGCAACGAGACGGUUCCCCUAAAUGAACAAGGCAUCACCCACGGUGACGACACGAUUUACAUCUUCGCUAAAAAGACACUGAACUCGCCAGAUUCCGAAGCCGCCAAGCGCCUAGUGCAUGUAGCCGCAAACUUUAUCAGGAAGGGCUUACCGACGGCCCAGUGUGUUUCUGGCGUGCCCCCAUGGGAGGAAUUCAAGCGUGGAACCGCCUACUACAUGCAAUUUGGACAAGACGCUGUCACCCUCGAGUCCGAGUACAGGGAGAAGUUUACGGUGGCGCGUGAAGAGCACAUCACCGGCUCCUCCGCCAUCGCCAUCUCGUCUCCGAUUUUACUUGUCAUUUCGCUCAUCUAUUUGCUGUUCAAUUGGCUUUCAUCAUUUCCCCUCUGGAGUAUGGUUUCAGCUAGCUAUCUGCGCACCAGCAAAGCCUUAUAUAGCAAAGGCCUAGAGCGAAUCAUUCUGCUCGCGCACGUCGCAAUGGCAAAUCCGAAAAUCGUUUGCUUCCUCGCGCUGUCCGUCUUUGCCUUUUCUGAGGGUGCAGUGGUCGAAAUUCCAGGUUUGGGCAGGGUAGAAGGGACUGCCACCCUGACUAAAUGGUCGCUGCAGCAGGUUUUCGAGUUCAGGGCUAUCCCGUAUGCAAAGUCACCACGUGGAACUGGGCGGUUCAAGCACGCGGAAAAAAUUGAACCGUGGACUGAGACGAAGAAUGCAACCCAGUAUGGGCAGGCGUGCCCUCAGCCAGGGUACUCCGCUCCGGCAACGACCUUGUAUGGCCAAUUUUUGAGCCAUGACGAGGCAACCUUGGCGAGAAGGGCGACAGGAGAUCCAGAGGAUUGUCUCACGCUUGACGUGUACUCGAAAAGACUGGGCUCAUCACCAUCCGAUCUAAAACCCGUUUUCGUCGCAAUCCACGGAGGCUCCUUCCUCUACGGAAUGUCAUCCUCGCUGAAGCCAGGCUUUCUUUUGGACGAACACGACAUCGUCCUUGUUGUCCCUCAGUAUCGUCUCGGGCCUCUCGGCUUCCUGAACUUCCGCACCAGCGAAGCACCUGGCAACAUGGGCCUCUCUGACCUGGUGCUGGCCCUGGAGUGGGUGCGUGACAACAUCCGCCCCUUCGGGGGCGACCCUUCCAAGGUGACGAUCGGCGGCAACAGUGCCGGUGGAGCCAGCGCCAGCCACUUGAUGCUCUCCAGCAAGGCGCGUGGCCUCUUCCACCAAAUCAUCCCCCAGAGCGGCCCGGCCACCGCGUUCUGGGCCCUGGACAAGGUCAGCGACGACGUGCCGAGCACCGCCCUGGCCAACGAGGCAGGGUGCCAGGGCACGGCCUCGCAGCUGAUUGCCUGUCUCAAGCUCAAGUCAGAAACUGAAGUGAUGAUGGCCUACAUCAAAUAUGCGCAAAAAGAGUACUUCAAAGGCGAGCUUGGAAUGAAAAAUUCAAUGCCAGUGAUUGACGGAGAAGUAAUCGCAAAGGAUCCACUGAUUUCAUUAGAGAACGGAGAAUUUGAUGCGAUUCCCGCAUUGGUCACCAUUGUCAAGCACGAAGGCAUCUUCACCUUAGAUCUGAUCUUCCAGACUUUCCUAACGCCAAACAACUUUAUCUCAAAUGCUACAUACCUUCGAGAGGAUUUGAUUCCGGAUUAUUUGCGGCAGAUAGGCGUUAACGACUACACCAAAGUGUUGACUGAUGCAAUUUUGGCGAAGUAUAUCGAAGCAGCAGACAUCGGCAACUUCACAAAAAUGACCCCAGGCUUGAUAGAUUUUACUGGGGCUCUGUCGCACAAAGGGCCGUCGUUCACGCAGGCUCAUUCGCACGCGUCCAAAGCGAACACCUAUAUUCUAUCGUUUGACUAUUACGGUGAGCACACAACCCACGAUGACACUGAAACCAGCGUGCCUAUACCCGGAGGAAUCACGCACUCUGACGAGCUCAUCUAUCUGUACCCACGUGAAGGCAGAGACCUCAACGAAGAAGAUACUAAAAUCGCAAAGCUGAUGACCAAAAUUUUCGCCAAUUUCAUUAUUUCUGGAAACCCUUCCUCGACUCCACUGGAAGGCGUGCCCGAGUGGCCGCGCUUGACCGGCUUGCAGAGACACGUGAUGAGCAUCCGCAAUGGACAGCACAAGCUAAUUAGCGACUACAGGGAAACGUAUACAGUUGCCAGGGAUGAGGGACUGGUGUACACAAAUUCUGCCCACAAUGCCCAGUCGAUCGCUUUCUUGGCGUUGCUCGCUGCGGCCGCUGGUGCCUUGUUUCUUUAAUGAAUAUAUAAACUUAUAUUUCUUUUGAUGUAUACCAGUAUGAAUAAAAAAUUUCUGUGUCUGCCCUCA
This is a messenger RNA of Cloeon dipterum, 3785 nucleotides long. RefSeq lists its product as uncharacterized. The record is from RefSeq and is a predicted model, not a curated record. NCBI's taxonomy places the organism in Eukaryota, Metazoa, Arthropoda, Insecta, Ephemeroptera, Baetidae. Gene Ontology annotation, molecular function: serine hydrolase activity. Bases 42 to 3716 code for a protein of 1224 amino acids. The transcript is spliced from 22 exons.